UGAGAAGGUUCCAGAAAGUAGUAAUGGCAAUGAAGAAAAUAACAACUUCACCCGUUAAACUUGGUUCCCAACGAAAGCUAUUAGGAUACGCAACAGAGGCAAAGAGAGCAGCACUUCAGAAACUUGAGGACGUUCUCCUUGAGCCUCCACGUGCUGCCUCCGGUAAAUCAAGAGUGUAUUUGAAGCGUAUAAAGUAUUUACCUGAUUUAAUGGGUGACACACUUGAAAGCUACCCUCGUCGGGUUUUCAUCGACGUAGGGUUGCCACAAAAAGAUGGAGGUAGUGGAACAGAUUGGUUUUCAAAGAAUUAUCCGACAAGGAACAAGAAUUUUGAGAUGUAUAAGAUAGAGACUGUGGUCGAGAGUUCGCCCACGGCACAAGUUGAGAUGUCGGAUUGGUUGAUGAAGAAUGUAAAAGACGAAGAGUACGUGGUGAUGAAAGCUGAGGCUGAAGUUGUUGAAGAAAUGAUGAGGAGCAAGUCUAUUAUGUUGGUGGAUGAGCUUUUCUUGGAGUGCAAGCCACAAGGUUUGAAUUUGAAACGAGGGACUAGAGGUAAAAGGGCAUAUUGGGAAUGUUUGGCUUUAUAUGGAAAAUUAAGAGAUGAAGGAGUAGCAGUUCAUCAGUGGUGGGGUUAAAUAAC
Molecule: messenger RNA, 640 nt
Organism: Medicago truncatula (barrel medic)
Lineage: Eukaryota; Viridiplantae; Streptophyta; Magnoliopsida; Fabales; Fabaceae
Exons: 1
Coding region: 24-635 (203 amino acids)
Source: RefSeq, a predicted model, not a curated record